AUGAGCUGCUUCGAUACAUUACGGAAGGAGCAAGCUAAUCUAGAGCAUCUAUUAAGAACAAUUCCAUUUAAUGAUAAUUGUAGUGUUGAUUCAAAGCAUUUUUUAAAUAUUUAUCAAUUAACUCAUGAUGACAUGCUAAAAUUAAAUGAAACCGAUGUUAAAUUUCCUAUGGAUUCUAAUAAACUACUUAAGCUAGGUAUAUCUUUAGGAAACUUGAUAAAAUCUUUGCAACAUGAUGAGGAAUUAUAUAUGCAACAAAAGCAGCAACAACAACAGAGGUUAAUCAUGAAUAGUUUGGAUCCCAAAGCACGCAAAAUUAAUGCAAACCCUCGCCAUAAUGAACCCUACAAUCCAUUUAAAGAACAGAGUUUUAAUGACUUAUCAAUUAUGAAUGAAACAACCCAACCAGUAUAUCAGAUAAGAUUUAUCAGGAAUUUGUUAAGUAUACUCAAGAAUUUUGAUAUUGGUAAUUAUUCUGUAAGUCAAAAACUACAAGAGGUAUCAAAUAAUUCAACCUCGAAUCAAUAUGAUGUUUCUACCUCACCUAUAAAGUUAAAUUCCAAUCAAUUGUUGAUUGAAAAAUUGGAGAUUAACAUUAAUCUAGAUACAUUAUUCAUAUACAAAAUAAUUAUUCAGCUAAUUCUAAAUAUUUACGUUAAUAUUGAAAGACAUUUACUUCACAUUCGGGAAACCAGUUCUAAUAAUGAAGAGAUACCUAGCAACUCAUUGAAGGCAAAUUCACCUGUACGCUCGGCCAACUCAGGGGCCCCAGUCGAUGAAUAUCAUAAAUUAUUGAAACAAGCCAUUAACAAGAUAUCUAACGGGUUAAUUGAUCCAUUCACAAGAUUAAUUAUCAAUCGGAUUGUACUGCCAUCAAUUAAUGGUCAAGUGAAUAGUUUUUUGAAUAGUUUAGCCUAG
Messenger RNA from Debaryomyces fabryi, 918 nucleotides. RefSeq lists its product as uncharacterized. The transcript has a single exon. The record is from RefSeq and is a predicted model, not a curated record. Bases 1 to 918 code for a protein of 305 amino acids. Lineage: Eukaryota; Fungi; Ascomycota; Pichiomycetes; Serinales; Debaryomycetaceae.